This is a messenger RNA of Corylus avellana, 1352 nucleotides long. RefSeq lists its product as uncharacterized. NCBI's taxonomy places the organism in Eukaryota, Viridiplantae, Streptophyta, Magnoliopsida, Fagales, Betulaceae. The record is from RefSeq and is a predicted model, not a curated record. Gene Ontology annotation, molecular function: calcium ion binding.
AACAAGCGUGCACGUCAGCAUUCAAACUCGCUGACAACUAUAAAAUCUCCGACGACUAGUACAGGAGUCUCCUCCGACUUCAGAUUAAAAAAACAGCCUGCAUCAUUUGCGUCCAAAAGAAUCAAGUAAAUUUUGUGUCUGGCUUUUUCUGGCAUGGAUCUCUUCCGCAUCGCCAAGGUGGUGACCCUGCAUAACCAACGCGCGGGUAAGUACCUGGUGGCCAAAGAUAAGAAGAUGAAGGUGCGUAAAGCCGGAAAGGGAUCCUCCAGGAACGCGCGGUGGAGCGUGGAGUUGGUGCCAAACUCGCAGUCCCUCAUCUCCCUCAAGAGCUGCGACAAUAAUUGCCUCACCGCCUCCAACAAGACCGAUUUGUCCCGCUUCCGAAUGGGCGGUCUCAAGGUGCGCCUGACGAAGCCACAUCAGAGGCUUGACAACGUUAACUCGAUCAAGUGGGAGCCCAUCAGAGAAGGGACCCACUCCAACCAGGUGAUCAAGCUCAAGACCCAGGAAGGGACCUACCUUAGAGCCUGUUCAACACGGCAGAAAUAUGUGAACCAUGAAAGGAACGCCGAUAUUCAAGAUGAGAUUCUCUGGGAGGUUGAGAUCCUUGAGAUCACACUGGAAGCUGCUUCAACUUACUAUAACCUGGCCCCCCCGGCUUUUCAGAAGCUAGCACGUGACUAUUUCGAGUCAAUGGAUGAGGAUAGGGAUGGCAAAGUAAGCAUUGAUGAGUUCGUCAAGUUCUUCAAUCAAUUCGACAGCAGUAUGGACCGCAGCUUUUUCGCUGCAUUGGAUGAGAACGGGGAUGGCAGUUUGGAAUUCCUGGAAGUCUUCAGGUUGCACUACAUGCUAAACCGGCCACAAGCCCGACCAUUUGUGGAAAGUCUUCAGGCAAACGUUCAGCAACCUGGUGCUCAAGAUGAACGUGUAAAGAGACGAGCUAAAACAUUACUAGCGUUUCUGACGGUGGGGAUUCAAAUUGCGGCUUUGGCCGCUGGUUGCGCCUGUUGAACCUAUGGAUAUGUGGCGGCGGGGAUUCAAAUUGGGGCUACGGUCUAUGGUUGCACCAUGUAAUGUGAUCUAUUUCAAGGGAACUGAUGAAGAAGAAGGAAAAGAGUUGCCUUUUCUUAGUUUUCUUAUCUUCUGUUAACAACUCAUGAGGAUAUUUGUUUAUUGCUUGGUUUUCAUGCGACUGUUAAACAAGAAAAUGACAUCUCAAGGUACAAUAGUACCAAACUUAUAGCUUGUGAUCAUCGUGAUCGACUUUCUUGUUGGUAGCUUUUUAUUCGGUGUUGUUCAACUUUUGGGCUCUUAUUUUUCUAUCUCUAUAUAUGUUUUGAUAGUAAGAUUUA